Molecule: messenger RNA, 4042 nt
Organism: Macrobrachium nipponense
Lineage: Eukaryota; Metazoa; Arthropoda; Malacostraca; Decapoda; Palaemonidae
Product: pleckstrin homology domain-containing family A member 3-like
Exons: 7
Coding region: 100-750 (216 amino acids)
Biological process (GO): retrograde transport, endosome to Golgi; receptor recycling; endosome organization
Cellular component (GO): trans-Golgi network; recycling endosome; early endosome
Source: RefSeq, a predicted model, not a curated record
CUCGCUAUUUUUUUAGCGUAUUCUCGCCAGAAAUUUGGUCUUCGCUGGGAUCAUUGUUAUUGUGUCGCUGAACUUGUAUUGCAGACGUUGAACUACCAAAUGGAGGGUAUUCUGUACAAAUGGACAAACUACUGGAAUGGUUGGCAACCAAGAUGGUUUGUUUUAGACCAGGGAGUCCUUGCAUAUUACAAAUCACAGGAUGAAGUCAACCAAGGGUCCAAGGGCUCUGUCAAACUUUCAGCAUGUGAAAUAUUAGUACAUCCCACAGAUACGAUGCGUGUGGACAUCGUUAUCCCAUACGAGCAGCAUUUUUACUUAAAAGCUCCUUCCCCACAUGAGCGACAUGCAUGGCUUGUAGCCCUUGGAAGUGCCAAAGCAGGUAUUCCACCUGCCAUUCCACAGACAAAAAUUGAAAAAGAGCAAGAACGUGACACUGUAAAAGCAAAGAAGUCAGAACUGCGAUUGACGUGUGACCUAUUAAUGAAGCAGGUUUACAGUGUGAAGACAGCAGCCAAUAAUCCUGAUGGACCAGAUCUUGAGAAACUAGAUGAAUCUACUACAUUGCUCUCAGCUACCUGUGAUAAUUUUAUUGUCACUUUAGAAGAAUGCAUGAAAUUAGCCAAUACAUCAACAACUCCACAGCUGAGUGAACCACCUGUCGCUCCAAUCACCGUCCUAAAGGAAAGAAAAACCUCAUCUUCAACACCUAUAACAACACGGCAGAAUUCUACGGAAAGGAGAACAGAAUAGCCGUUGCGUGGAAAAGCUUAUAUUUCUUAGGACUGGCAGCUGCUUGUCAAGAGAGCGUAUGUAUAGUUAAUAGAGGUGGUUUUAUAUAAGUUUAGUUGGGCUGUCAUGAAAAAUUAUUUUAACUUUUCUAUAAAUGCAGUUUUGAUGAUAUAUCAGAAUUAGUAUGUAGUAAUUGAUGUUACACAAAGAAAAACCAUUAUCUUAUCCAUAUUGGAUAAUCAGAGUCUUUAUUAUUUCUAUUUAGUAAGGAAGCCAAUAAUUGUAUUGAUUCUGUGGUAUCUAAGAGAAUCAUACCGAGUUUGUGCUUUUUCAAGCUUUUGCUGGCUGCAUUUUGCAUAGCUUUAAAUUCCUCAUAACAGAUUAAUAUUGUUUGUUGAAUAUGGAUGAUUUAGUUAAAAAAAUAUAUUUAUAUGGUAGAAUGUUUGUUUUAGUAGUUACUGAUUAAAUAAGGGGCUUUUAUCACUCUUCUGUUAAGCAUCAUUGUAGUCUUUCAUAUUUUCUCCUUGUUUGAUAAACCAAAUCUUGUUUUCUUGGAUUUAUCUAUCAAGAUCUGAUUUUCCAUAGAAUUAUUUUCUUUUGCUCACUGUGCUCUCUUUCAUUUAACUUCAAAUGUUUAUAGGCAGUUCUAGUUACAGAGCGAGUUCCAUCAGGAAGUGUAAAACUCACAAACUUGACCAAAUUUACCAAAUAACAGUUUUAAUACUACUUUAUACUCUUUUUGGAACUGGUAAUAAGUCUGACUUUGAGAUCUACCAUAAAAAGUGCAAAACCAUUUGUUAUUCUCAAUGUGGCUAGAAAUUGCAUGCUUUGAGGUAUUAUAUACUAAUAAUUUGAUCAUGUACUUUGAUGUUUUUCAUACCUUCAGUUUGGGACUUAACCAAUUUUAGAAAGUACUUCAUCAGUAUUGGUCAUUUUACAAGGUAACUAAAGUUGUCAAUUUUAGAAGGUGCUUCAUCAGUGGUGGUCAUUUUACAAGGUAACUGAAGUUGCCAAUUUUAGAAGGUACUUCAUCAGUGUUGGUCAUUUUACAAGGUAACUAAAGUUAUCGUUUGCUUAAUGCAAGGGUGGAGGAAUAGAAAAGUGAAUAAUGUUAGUACAUGAUUGUCAUUUAUACAUCAGAGUUAGUUCAGGAAAAAACACUCAAAACAGUAACAUGGGUAUCCAUGGCCAGUUCUUGAAAUAACCAAAGCAGCUAGGUUGCUGACAACAGUUAUGAAGUUGGGAACUUGCAGUGUUCAUUCAUAUCCCAGAGAUGCUUUCUAAGUACGUAAAUAUAAAAUUUCAUGUUUGCGUGUCCCACUCUAGCAGCAGUGAUCCUUGUGAAAGCUAUACGUAAUCUCAUUUUGUUGAAGUAAGUAUUACAAAAAAUGUGAAGAAAAAGACAAAAGGCAAAUGUUUUCAUAGCAAAAUCUAUGCCUCUACGGAAGGAAUAACUGAAAAUGGUAAACAUGUCACUCCAGCAAAUAAGUAAAAAGGAAUACUUUACUUGAAGUGAUUCUGGUGUUACCAGUGUUGUAGUUCAUAUUAUGAAAAUAGGCAUAAUAGACGAGUUUUCAAUAAUCGUGUAAUAGAGAGCUGUACUAAAUAUCAUUGACCUGCAACUGCCAAAACUUGUGAAUUUUUAUAUUUGAGUAUUCUGAACUACCAUAUUUUAAAAAUGCACAACAGAUAUUUUGUACUCAUACUAAUAGUUACAGAAAAGUAAAUAGUUAACAUACAUCUGGUUAAAGAAUGAAUAUCAUAGAUUUUUAAUUUGGUUAAUUGUAGAAGAUUCAUAAACAUAAACAGUAGUCUGGAAGCAUUCCAUAAGCUCUGUCAAGCCCUUUUGAUAGAAAGACAUUACUAUUUCCAAAGUUCAGAGACAGACUGCUCCAAUAAGAAAGAUGUUAUAUUUUGUAUGCUAUAGUAAGCAGAAUUUGAGGUGGAUUCUUUUGAAGUGUAAGAUGUAGGUAACCUUGAAGGUGAAAUCAUUAUGGUUCAAUUUAUAGCUUGGGUAAUUUCCAAUUCUUUUGUAAACCAAUUAUUGAUUUGUUUCCUCUUUAAUUUUUAUUUUGUAGAACACUGCUGUCUCUGUGGUUCGUGUUUGACUUAAUGCUUAUUGGUUAUAACUGUGUACAGUAUUUCCAUUUAUAGUUUAUGGUUAUGUGCUAACCUUGGAACAACAUGCUACCUCAUACAAAUUAAAUUUUCAUUGAUUAACAAAUGCUAUUUGCAUGUUUGAAUAAAUGAAUAAAUGGAAUGUACACUGUUUGCCAAACUAUGAACCAGAUCACACUAUUUAGUUAUUAUCCAGUAAAUUUUCUUGUACAAACUAAGUUUCUCUUUUGAGUUUUUCUCUCUGUAGUAUUGUUGUAAAAUAUAUGUUUACUUACUGUAAAAAGAGCAUUGUUAUUUUAAAUGAAAUGCAGACCCCUGUCUUUGCAGCUCAGUGCCCUCAUUGCAGUUUGUAGAUUAAAUUCCGUGUCUCAGUACUUGUAAGAUUGUUUAUGUUGAAGUUAUUGCUGAUGAGGGUUCUAAUGGUGGCUUCAAUGAAACCCAGCUGUGUAGUUUGUAAAGGAUAUGUAACACAAGAACAUUUUAGGUAUGCAAUAGUAUAUUGUAACCAAAAUUACCAAUUAAGCAGUUCUAAUCUUGAAAUUGGUUCCUUUAGCAGAAUCAUUGGAUAUGUACUUAGAUUCAGUGUAAAGAUAUGUUUUCAUCGUUGAAAAAUUUAUCUCGGAGCUAGUGAACACCAGUAUAGAGGUUGUGAUCACCCAUAUAAUUUCAGCUGGAAGAGGUGUGUAACAGUAUGGUAAGCAUUAUAUGUGCUUCCUCCAUUAUAGAAACAUUAUGAUUGUUGUGUGUGUGAACUGCUCUAGUUAUUCUGGACAGUUUAAAUAUUUCCUACAUAAGACUGAUGACAUUUUCACUUAUGUAAAAACAGUGUUGCUCUGAACAUGGUAUACUCAACUCAUAAUGGUGUAAUUUUUCUGUGUAUUUUUAGGUAAUUGCCUAAAUUCAUUUAUACCAACCCUACAAUACUUAGGUUAGAUAUUUCGUACUUGUAACCAGUGUCUAUUUUGUUACUGUUACAAUGCAACAGUUUAUUCUUAGAAUAAUAAUAGAAUGGUAUACAGGCAGCCCCUGGUUACUGACAGGGGUUCCACUCCUUGGGGGCUUGAUGGUAACUGAAAAUCGUUGCUAACCAAAAUUUAUAAGUCUUUAGGCAUCACAAUCCACCGCUGAAGUCACAGCCAUACAGAUGGCUCUUGAUAUGAUAUCUGAGGCAAAAGAAAGUGUCUCUGUUAUUUUC